UUACCGGCGUCAGCAGGAUCCCUUCUAGUGCAUAACCACCGAGUAUCCAAUAUUGCGAGAGUCCGAAUCCUUCAUGCUCGAUGACGUUGGGCAGGCGGUGGAGCCGAUCAACUGGCGGGCGUGGCCAAUGAGGCUCUUCGCUGCUUCUUCUCCAUCGCGUUCUCCUCCGAACUUGCAUCUUCCGCCUCUCCCUGCCCAUCCAUCAUGCUGCGCUUGGACUCUCUCUCGCCAUCUGCCCUGCACGUGCAUCCCUUUGUGUUUUAGCUCGUCGCUCGGCUGCUCGCGGUCGUUGGCUUUUCUCUGCUGCCUUCCCUCAAGCCCGGUCUCCAUCACCGUUGACUUCCGGCCUUGGCUUGAAACCCUGCGAUUUACGGAGUUUACAGGCUUCGAAAUCCGUUGAAGCUAAAUUAGGGGGAUCUCAGGGAUAUUACGUCGUCGUUGAUAUCCGGAAGCUUCCUGCCGUCGAAAUCGCGCCAGUUUCAGGGGUAGCAUGCGGUUCUUUCCAACAGCAUGAACGAUUGCUCCCGAUCGACGUUGCGAACAUCAUCGAUACAACCGUCUGCGGCGAACG
Molecule: messenger RNA, 571 nt
Organism: Aspergillus steynii IBT 23096
Lineage: Eukaryota; Fungi; Ascomycota; Eurotiomycetes; Eurotiales; Aspergillaceae
Exons: 1
Coding region: 74-400 (108 amino acids)
Source: RefSeq, a predicted model, not a curated record